CUGGGUUGCCAGGGCUAGUAGGGCAGUCUCGGGACCGUGCGGGGACGAGGACGCACGGGCACAGGCGAGCGCGUGGCCGCGCCGGGGGCGCGCAGGGGAGGACCGACAGGAGAGGGAGUGGGAAGCAGAGAGCGAGGAGGGCGGCGCCGGCAGGUUGGCAGCGGCCGCUAUUUGAGCGCAGGUCCUGCGCUCGGCGCUCAGAGCGCUAGGAGCCAGCGCGGUGGGGACAUCGUACCGCGCAUCCCGCAGAGGCGCUGCGGCCGGUGCAGCCCCAGAGGCCCCGCGCGGAGCCGGCGGCGGCGGAGCGCAGGCCGGCUUGUCGCCCGCAGACUGCAACCCGCUGUCCGCGCCCCCCCAGCCGGUCGCCGCCACCGCCCCCUCUCCCCGCGGCACCGCGUCUUGAAUGGAAACAUGGCGGUGCCGGCUCGGACCUGCGGCGCCGCUCGGCCCGGCGUGGCGCGGACCGCCCGCCCCCGGCCCGGCCCCGGUCCCCGGCGCUCGGCGUCUGGGCCCGCGCGUCGGCUGUGGCUGUUUCUUCUCCUGCUCCUCGCCGCCCCGGGCGCCUCUGCCUACAGCUUCCCCCAGCAGCACACGAUGCAGCACUGGGCCCGGCGCUUGGAGCAAGAGAUUGACGGCGUGAUGCGGAUCUUUGGAGGCGUUCAGCAGCUCCGUGAGAUCUAUAAGGACAACCGGAACCUGUUUGAGGUACAGGAGAAUGAGCCUCAGAAGCUGGUGGAGAAGGUAGCAGGGGACAUUGAGAGCCUAUUGGACAGAAAGGUGCAGGCCCUGAAGAGACUGGCUGAUGCUGCAGAGACCUUCCAGAAAGCCCACCGCUGGCAGGACAAUAUCAAGGAAGAAGACAUCAUGUACUAUGAUGCCAAGGCUGAUGCUGAGCUGGAUGACCCUGAAAGUGAGGAUGUGGAGAGAGGGUCCAAGAGCAGCGCGCUAAGGUUGGAUUUCGUCGAGGACCCAAACUUCAAGAACAAGGUCAACUAUUCAUACACAGCCGUGCAGAUCCCCACAGACAUCUACAAAGGCUCCACCGUCAUCCUCAAUGAGCUCAACUGGACAGAAGCCCUGGAGAAUGUGUUCAUCGAGAACCGCAGGCAGGACCCCACGCUGCUGUGGCAAGUCUUCGGCAGUGCCACGGGAGUCACCCGCUACUACCCAGCCACCCCCUGGCGAGCCCCCAAGAAGAUUGACCUGUAUGAUGUCCGAAGGAGACCUUGGUAUAUCCAGGGAGCCUCGUCGCCUAAGGACAUGGUCAUCAUCGUGGACGUGAGUGGCAGUGUGAGUGGCCUGACACUGAAGCUGAUGAAGACGUCUGUCUGUGAGAUGCUGGACACGCUCUCUGAUGAUGACUACGUGAACGUGGCCUCGUUCAACGAGAAGGCACAGCCUGUGUCUUGCUUCACACACCUGGUACAGGCCAAUGUACGUAACAAGAAGGUGUUCAAGGAAGCCGUGCAGGGCAUGGUAGCCAAGGGCACCACAGGCUACAAGGCUGGCUUUGAGUAUGCCUUUGACCAGCUGCAGAACUCCAACAUCACUCGGGCCAACUGCAAUAAGAUGAUCAUGAUGUUCACGGAUGGAGGUGAGGACCGUGUGCAGGAUGUCUUCGAGAAGUACAACUGGCCCAAUCGGACGGUACGUGUGUUCACUUUCUCUGUGGGUCAGCAUAACUAUGAUGUCACUCCGCUACAAUGGAUGGCCUGCACCAACAAAGGUUACUAUUUUGAGAUUCCUUCCAUCGGAGCCAUCCGCAUCAACACACAGGAGUAUCUAGACGUGUUGGGCAGGCCCAUGGUGCUGGCAGGCAAGGAGGCCAAGCAAGUGCAGUGGACCAACGUGUAUGAGGAUGCACUGGGGCUGGGGUUGGUGGUAACGGGGACCCUCCCUGUUUUCAACCUGACGCAAGAUGGUCCUGGGGAAAAGAAGAACCAGCUGAUCCUGGGUGUGAUGGGCAUCGAUGUGGCUCUGAACGACAUCAAGAGGCUAACUCCCAACUAUACGCUUGGAGCCAAUGGCUACGUGUUUGCCAUUGAUCUGAAUGGCUACGUGUUGCUGCACCCCAAUCUAAAGCCCCAGGUGAGCCAGAGGGUGACCUGGAGGGUGGGUAAACCCUUUAAGAUGGGAACACCUGACUUCCUGCCUGGCCUCCCCCAGACCACCAACUUCCGGGAGCCUGUAACUCUGGACUUCCUGGAUGCGGAGCUGGAGGAUGAGAACAAGGAAGAGAUCCGGCGGAGCAUGAUUGAUGGCAACAAGGGUCACAAGCAGAUCAGAACAUUGGUCAAAUCCUUGGAUGAGAGGUACAUAGAUGAGGUGACUCGGAACUACACCUGGGUGCCUAUAAGGAGUACCAACUACAGCCUGGGGCUAGUGCUCCCACCCUAUAGCACCUUCUACCUCCAAGCGAACCUCAGCGACCAGAUUCUGCAGGUCAAGUUGCCAAUCAGCAAACUGAAGGAUUUUGAGUUCCUGCUCCCCAGCAGCUUUGAGUCUGAAGGACAUGUUUUCAUUGCUCCCAGAGAGUAUUGCAAGGAUCUGAAUGCCUCAGACAACAACACCGAGUUCCUGAAAACCUUCAUUGAACUCAUGGAGAAAGUGACUCCAGAUUCCAAGCAGUGCAACAAUUUCCUUCUGCACAACCUGAUCUUGGACACAGGCAUCACACAGCAGUUGGUGGAGCGUGUAUGGCGGGACCAGGAUCUCAACACGUACAGCCUGCUGGCCGUGUUUGCUGCCACUGAUGGUGGCAUCACACGUGUCUUCCCCAACAAGGCAGCUGAGGACUGGACAGAGAACCCUGAACCCUUCAAUGCCAGCUUCUACCGCCGCAGCCUGGAUAACCAUGGUUAUAUCUUCAAGCCCCUACAUCAGGACACCUUGUUAAGGCCACUGGAACUGGAGAACAACACAGCAGUGGGCAUCCUCGUCAGCACGGCCGUGGAGCUCAGCCUAAGUGGGCGCACACUGCGGCCAGCAGUGGUGGGUGUCAAGCUGGACCUGGAGGCUUGGGCUGAGAAGUUCAAGGUGCUUGCCAGUAACCGUACCCACCAGGACCAGCCUCAAAAGCAGUGUGGUCCCAACAGCCAUUGUGAAAUGGACUGUGAAGUUAACAAUGAGGACCUACUCUGUGUCCUCAUUGAUGACGGAGGGUUCCUGGUACUAUCAAACCAGAAUCAUCAGUGGGACCAGAUUGGCAGGUUCUUCAGUGAGGUGGAUGCAAACCUGAUGCUGGCACUCUACAACAACUCCUUCUACACCCGUAAGGAGUCCUACGACUAUCAGGCAGCCUGUGCCCCCCAGCCUACUGGCAACCUGGGUGCUGCACCCCGGGGUGUCUUUGUGCCCACCAUUGCAGACUUCCUUAACUUGGCCUGGUGGACCUCUGCUGCCGCCUGGUCUUUGUUCCAGCAGCUGCUGUACGGCCUCGUCUAUCACAGCUGGUUCCAGGCGGACCCUGCGGAGGCUGAAGGGAGCCCAGAGACACGCGAGAGCAGCUGCAUCAUGAAACAGACCCAAUACUACUUCGGCUCGGUGAACGCCUCCUACAACGCCAUCAUUGACUGCGGAAACUGCUCCAGGCUGUUCCACGCGCAGAGACUGACCAAUACCAACCUGCUCUUUGUGGUGGCCGAGAAGCCGCUGUGCAGCCAGUGUGAGGCCGGUCGCCUGCUGCAGAAGGAGACACACUGCCCAGCGGACGGCCCGGAGCAGUGUGAGCUGGUGCAGAGACCGCGCUACCGGAGGGGCCCACACAUCUGCUUUGACUACAACGCAACGGAAGAUACCUCAGACUGUGGCCGCGGAGCCUCCUUCCCUCCGUCGCUGGGCGUCCUGAUCUCCCUGCAGCUGCUGCUCCUCCUGGGCUUGCCUCCUCGGCCCCAGCCUCAAGUCCAAGCUCGCGUCGCCUCCCACCGCUUCUGAGGGUCUCGCCCCGACCCAGCCCCGCCCUAGCCCCGCCCUGGCCUCCUAGCCCCGCCCCUGUCCCACCCCCACACUCCAUCUGGGAACCUCGUCCCUUGCUCAGUGAAGGACUUCUGCUGGGUGGGAGGGGAGAGUCCCAAAGGAGGACGCCAGUCUUUGGCACCUAGGACCUAUCUCACUGCUGAACUAAAGUCCCCAGAUCCCGGACUCCAGCGGGCUCGGACAGGGAAGCCACACGUAUCAGUGCCAAACCAGGCCUUCCCUGCUGCGUCCCAUUGGGAGGUUUCCUCUGCCUAGGCAUCGUGCCUCUGUGGGACUACUCCAAUCGCCCCUCUGCCCCACCCAGGCCCAAACCUGUUUUCCCUGGAAAUAAUGGAUGAAGGUGAGAUGGCAGCAUAAGGCCUGUGCAUCCAAGCUGAAAUCCUGGUUGGGGAGAAGUUCUGGGGCAGCCCCCCAUGGAUCCCUGUCCCUUUCAGGCCUACAGCCUUCGCCCCCAGCCUACAGGUGUCAGGACAGUCGCACAGUGACAUCAGUUUAGACACAACCACACACACACCUGGAACCCAGAGACCAGAAGCUAGCCAUAGCCUAGAGGACAGACACAGACACGCAUUAUGGGAGAGGGGGCUCAAAAAGCCUUACACGGGGUGAGGAGUUGGUGGGAAGGUCGGCAUCUGCACGCUCCAUCUCCUACUCACCAUCUGCCUCAAAUCUGAGCUGCAGCCAGCCAGUCCUCCUGUCGCAAAAGCUGAAUGUCAAACAGUGCCAAAUGCUAGGGCAGAGGGGAGCCCUCUGUCCCACCCCAAGCCACCAAUGUCCUCCAAGUGCCCCUCACCUUGCCAGGUGCUCAUUAUAACCAUUUCUCACUAGUGUCAGGCCCCCAGAGGGACCACAUGCCACUGCCUGCACUCCUUGGCAGAGGAACCCCCACCAGACAUUGCCCUUUGCCUUACCAGGAGUGACUUGAUCUCUCCUGGCUGGGCCAUCCUGCCCCAAUCUGGCCUUUACACAUUGGCCUGUGCCUGUUCCCUGUGUUCUUCCCACUCAUACACACACACACACACAUACACACACACACACACACACACACACACACACACACACACACACUCACACACUCCUUGUCCCCAGGAGGCCAAACUGCUCCUCCCUUGUUGAACACACACUUGCACACAAAAUGUACACACAAGGCUGGGCCUGGCCACAUCUCUCCACACCAUUCAUUCUGGUCAUUUCCCCAAAGGUAUCCCAGCAUGGGGUAUGUCCAGUAGGGGACUGAGGGCAGGGGGAUGUAGCCAUGGUUCUCAGAUGGACUGGGAAGAGGGGUGAGAGUGAUACAUUAAUUAAUGGCUCCGUUAAUUAAUGUCAUGUUGCUUGUCGAUUUCUCAGUGUGUAUGUAUGGUCCAUGCCCACUGCUGAUGCCAGGGUGGGUAUCCAUGGUGUAUGCCCAGCCUGGAUGUCAGUUAUAUUCUGUGGGGGCGUGUGUGUAACUGUAGUGUAGUCAGGUGCUCAAUGGAGAUAUAAAAAUAAACAUAAACAAAAAUAAAUAUAUAUUUUAAGUUUAAAAAAAAACAAUUUCCAUCAGGUAGUUGUCCAACCCCCAGCUGGGUCUGAUCCUUCACAUCACCCACCUGACCUAGCUGCCCCUCACUCGGGCUGGGGGGUUAGGGGGCCAUUUCCUUUUCUCUGCCCUUUGUUUUUUUUUUUGUUUGUUUGUUUGUUUUGUUGUUGUUGUUCUAUUUUGUACAGAUGAGUCAGAAAAACAACAGCAACAAAAAAGUCAAGAUACUUUGUAAAAUAUUGUGUGUGUGAUUCCUUGUAAAAUAUUUUCAAAUGGUUUAUUACAGAAGAUCAGUUAUUAAAUAAUGUUCAUAUUUUCACUUCAAA
Cavia porcellus (domestic guinea pig) is the source of this 5820-nucleotide messenger RNA. RefSeq names its product calcium voltage-gated channel auxiliary subunit alpha2delta 2 (gene Cacna2d2). The record is from RefSeq and is a predicted model, not a curated record. The transcript has 38 exons. Gene Ontology annotation, molecular function: voltage-gated calcium channel activity. Bases 412 to 3933 code for a protein of 1173 amino acids. Lineage: Eukaryota; Metazoa; Chordata; Mammalia; Rodentia; Caviidae. Gene Ontology annotation, cellular component: voltage-gated calcium channel complex.